This is a messenger RNA of Lasiosphaeria miniovina, 381 nucleotides long. Its product is annotated as DNL zinc finger-domain-containing protein. Gene Ontology annotation, biological process: protein stabilization; protein import into mitochondrial matrix; protein folding. NCBI's taxonomy places the organism in Eukaryota, Fungi, Ascomycota, Sordariomycetes, Sordariales, Lasiosphaeriaceae. The annotation marks the transcript as partial. The record is from RefSeq and is a predicted model, not a curated record. Gene Ontology annotation, cellular component: mitochondrion. The transcript has a single exon. Gene Ontology annotation, molecular function: zinc ion binding; protein-folding chaperone binding.
CCGCGGUACGAGCUGACGUUUACGUGCGCGCCGUGCGGCGAGCGGUCGCGGCACCACGUGUCGAAGCAGGGGUACCACCACGGGUCGGUGCUGAUCGCGUGCCCGGGGUGCCGCAACCGGCACGUCAUUAGCGACCACCUGGGCGUGUUUGGUGAUAAGGGCGCUACGGUCGAGGACAUCAUGCGCGAGCGCGGCACGCUUGUCAAGCGCGGCACGCUCGGCGAGGACGGCGAUAUCGAGUUCUGGGAGGACGGCUCCACUACCGCCCGCGCUGAGCGCGACAAGGACGUGCCGCUGCCGCCGCAGCCGAAGUCGCGGGAUGCUGCUGCCGAUGAGAGCGUGCCCGGGUCGACCUUUGCUAGUGUUCGGCCUGAAGGAAAA